AUGCUCUUGCUGAAAAGGAAGCUGCUACUAAGCUGCUUUGCGGUGCUUGGUGCGAUUGUCGUGCUUUUCUCCGUGCGCAAUCUCUUCAAUCCGACUCCGACGAUCAGAGAACGCGUAUACACGGAGCUGUUCGAGAAUAUCGAAAAGUUCAGACCAAUACGACCCCCAAAAGACAGGUAUGCCAAGUUGAGACUACCAUCCUGCGACAUGUCCAACACGGGCAUUAACACGGGCGAUUCGGUAGAGCGCACGACAUACGAAAACCUCGAUCAUUGCUACCAUAUUUCGAAAACCCAAUUUGAGGGGCUCCAGGCUCCGCACACAGGGUUUCUGACUUCUCUCAAGACGGCUUUCAACUACGAAGAGGGCUCUUCCGUUCUCGAUUAUCUUUUCCCCGAGGAGAAGGGGUUUGUCACUGUGGGAGGAGGUCGGUUUUCGUUACUGUCCUAUACCAUGAUCAAGACCCUGCGUGAACGCGGCUCCAAACUUCCAAUCGAGGUUAUAAUUCCACCCCAGGAUGAGAAGGGGGAAGCCCAAUAUUGUAACGAGAUUUUACCGCAACUAAAUGCCCGGUGCGUUUUUUUUAGCGACGUUUUGCCCUCAUCAUUGGUUGAAAACUGGACGUUUGAAAAAUAUCAAAUCAAAGCCGUUGCUUUACUUAUCUCGAGUUUCAAAAAAAUCGUGUUUAUCGACGCGGACGACUACCCAUUGAAAAGUAUCGACUCCAUUUUCGAAAGUAAAGUGGUCCAAGAGCACGGCUUAGUAUUAUGGCCAGAUCUGUGGAGACGUGCCACUGCCCCUGUGUUUUACAGACUCGCCAACAUUGAAGUUAGCUUAAUGCGCAGAGUUCGUAAUCUCGGGGAUGACGUAACCCCUGUUUCACACUACCAAAACACCGAAGAAGAAUUAGACUUGAAGAAGAUUCCAUUUCACGAUAUGCAAGGAACGGUCCCCGACCCAACUACCGAAUCUGGUCAGAUGGUCAUUGACAAAGUUCGUCAUUUCCGUACGUUACUAUUGGCGCUCUACUACAACGUUUAUGGACCCCAAUGGUACUACUCUUUGUUUUCUCAAGGAACAGCCGGUGAGGGAGACAAAGAAACGUUUGCAACAGCGGCACAUGUUCUUGGACUACCCUACUAUCAAGUCAAAACCAAGCUAGCUUUUGACGGUUACUACAAUCCAGACCCUGAAGCUAAAAACGAUUUCAGAGGUGUAGCUCUAUAUCAACACGAUUGUACGCAAGAUUUCGAACUUCAUGAAAAGGCUCGUUUGCUUGUUCUUGACAAGAUCGAAGAAUACAAAAAGUUUAACAAGGAUUACAAUCCGGAAGAAAAUUUCUACAAAGACCUAAUGAAACCCGAGGACAAAUCUGAUAUCGAUGUGAUGUUCGCCCAUGCAAGUUUCCAUAAGUUCGAUCCAUGGCAACUAUAUCACGAAAACGUUUAUUUGAAGCCCGAUGGAUCUCAGUUGCGAACUUUCCGCAAUCUCAAGAAGAUCAAUAAUUUUGACAUUGAAUUGUUCAAUUUCGAGGUUUUGCAGGCCGCCAUGUGUUCUGAAAAACCGAUCCAGUUUGCAUAUUUUCAAGAUAAGUUGACCUCUCCAGAAUGGCCUCAAGUAUGUGAAUAUGUCGCCAACCGUGUCAAAUUCUUAAAGGAAACACAUGAUGAAGCUACCGGCAAAGCAUAA
Molecule: messenger RNA, 1689 nt
Organism: Lachancea nothofagi CBS 11611
Lineage: Eukaryota; Fungi; Ascomycota; Saccharomycetes; Saccharomycetales; Saccharomycetaceae
Source: the annotation of a GenBank genome assembly